AUGAAGACCUGGACUAUUACCACUAGCGAUGGUGUUAGUCUGAACUACAACCAAAAUGGUCCUGACGCUGGCAAGCCCUUACUUUUUGUUCCUGGAUGGCGACAGGGUGCUGCAGAGUGGAAAAAGCAGGUCGAAUACUUUGCUGAGAAUGGAUUCAGAGUCACCACCUAUGACAUGCGAGGCCAUGGAGAAUCUGCCAAACCCAACUUUGGGUAUCGUGUUUCUCGCUUCGCCGCCGAUCUGAACGACCUCAUCACACAAUUGCACCUCAAGGAUCUUACUAUUGUCGGUCACUCUAUGGGUUGCUCCGUCACUUGGGCCUUCUGGGGCCAGUACCCUGCCUCUCACAAGCUGAUCCGCAGGCUUGUCUUUGCUGAUCAGUCAGCCGACUUUGUCAUCGACCCAACCUGGCCCAAGGAGAAGGCCCAAGAGAUGGCUGCCAUAUUCACUCCCGAUGCAGUCUACCAAACUGCCGCCGACUUGGCAGCUCAAGGCCCAGCCUUGGUGAAGAGCAUGUUCACCGACGCCGUCAGCAAGGCCGACUACGACUGGGUUAUUGCCCAGAACAUGAAGAUGAGCGACAAGAACGCCGGUACUCUCUUGAUUGACCAUGCCUUCCGGGACUGGCGUGACGUUCUUCCCAACAUCAAUGUUCCUACCUUGGUUAUCGCUGGAGAGCUCAGCAUUUUCCCUCACCAAGGAGUAGAGUGGGUUGCAACCCAGAUUCCCGGCGCUCAGCACUAUACCUUUACAGCUGCAGAAAAGGGUAGCCACUUUAUGUUUUGGGAGAACCCUGAGAAGUUUAACUCGGUAGUUAGAAAUUUUAUUGAGGCAUAA
Messenger RNA from Fusarium pseudograminearum CS3096, 837 nucleotides. RefSeq lists its product as uncharacterized. The transcript has a single exon. Gene Ontology annotation, molecular function: catalytic activity. The record is from RefSeq and is a predicted model, not a curated record. The coding region runs from base 1 to 837 and encodes 278 amino acids. NCBI's taxonomy places the organism in Eukaryota, Fungi, Ascomycota, Sordariomycetes, Hypocreales, Nectriaceae.